GUGCUUUAUAGUCAACGCAUAACACAAGACGUCCUGUUGUCACAGGUCACAUUGAUUUAUCAUAAUAUUAUCAAUUGUAGGACGUAGAGAUUACGGUAAUAAUAUUUAUUACCGUAAUAAGUGGCUGUUUUAGGGCUUAAAUUAUUUAUUUUUUGAAAAUUUAAUUUAGUACAUUAAAUUAUUUUAAAAGUAUUACAAGAAUAUUCCUAGUUUAGUUUUUUAGUUAUCAUGUCUAGUUUAAAAUUUUCAACACUAUUGUCUAAUAAUGGAUUUAUGUUUACUUUAAAAAGAUCAAUUGCUUCAUUAUCAUCUCUAUCUGAAACACAUCAAUUGUUAUAUAAAACUUGCAGAGAUUUUGCUGAGGGAGAACUAAAACCAAAUGCAGCCAAAUUUGACCGGGAACAUUUGUUUCCAGAAAAACAGAUAAGACAAAUGGGUGAAUUAGGUUUAAUGGCUAUUAGUACCCCAGAAUCAUUAGGUGGUACUGGUCUCGAUUACUUAGCAUAUGCUAUUGCUAUGGAAGAAAUUUCUAGAGGAUGUGCAUCAGCUGGAGUAAUAAUGAGUGUUAAUAAUUCUUUGUAUCUUGGUCCCAUUAAUAAGUUUGGCAAUGCACAACAAAAAGAAGAAUUCAUCAGACCUUUUACUAAUGGUGAAAAUGUUGGUUGUUUUGGGUUAAGUGAACCAGGCAAUGGAAGUGAUGCAGGAGCUGCAUCUACUAUGGCAACUAAAAAUGAAUCUUCAUGGACACUUAAUGGUACUAAAUCAUGGAUUACAAAUGCUCAUGAAGCCAAAGCAUCAGUUGUAUUUGCAACAACUGAUAAAUCUAAAAAACAUAAGGGAAUCAGUGCAUUUUUGGUUAAGACUGAUAAUCCAGGUUUUUCUCUGGGAAAAAAAGAAGAUAAGCUUGGUAUCCGUGGUUCAUCUACUAGUAAUUUAAUUUUUGAGGACUGUUCAAUUCCAGAAAAAAAUCUUUUAGGGGAACCAGGACUAGGGUUUAAAAUUGCAAUGAUGACAUUAGAUGCUGGUCGUAUUGGUAUUGCAUCACAGGCAUUAGGGAUUGCUCAAGCUUCUUUAGAUGUAGCUGUUGAGUAUGCUACUAAAAGAGUGGCUUUUGGUGCACCUAUUUCAAAAUUACAAAGUAUUCAAAAUAAAAUAGCCAAUAUGUCUUUACGAUUAGAAAGUGCACGAUUAUUGACUUGGAGAGCUGCUGUUCUGAAAGAUGAACAUAAACCUUUUACUAAAGAAGCUGCAAUGGCGAAAUUAGCAGCGUCCGAAUCAGCUACAUUUAAUUCUCAUCAAUGUAUUCAAAUUUUGGGAGGUAUGGGAUAUGUAUCUGAUAUGCCUGCUGAACGACAUUAUCGUGAUGCUAGAAUAACUGAAAUUUAUGAAGGUACUUCUGAAAUACAAAGGCUCGUAAUUGCUGGAAAUGUUUUUAAAGAAUAUAAUUUGCAAUAAUUUUAUAAAAAAAUUAUUCGAUUGAUUUAUACAACUUGAAAGUAUAGCUUUUGUACAAUUAUAUUAUACAAUUGGUAUAUAUGAUUUAAUAGAAACAGUAAAAUUAUCAACCUAAAUUGUAAUUUUUAAUUUAUUAUAAAUGAUAAAUCUUAACAUUUUUUGUUAUAAAUUACUCUUCAUAGUGAAAUAAUACGCAUUUUCAUAUUAAAAUAAAUAUAGUGUAUUGAUAUGUAGA
Daktulosphaira vitifoliae (grape phylloxera) is the source of this 1690-nucleotide messenger RNA. RefSeq names its product short-chain specific acyl-CoA dehydrogenase, mitochondrial (gene Arc42). NCBI's taxonomy places the organism in Eukaryota, Metazoa, Arthropoda, Insecta, Hemiptera, Phylloxeridae. The record is from RefSeq and is a predicted model, not a curated record. Bases 229 to 1455 code for a protein of 408 amino acids. Gene Ontology annotation, molecular function: flavin adenine dinucleotide binding. The transcript is spliced from 9 exons. Gene Ontology annotation, biological process: butyrate catabolic process; fatty acid beta-oxidation using acyl-CoA dehydrogenase. Gene Ontology annotation, cellular component: mitochondrion.